AUGAACGACUUCUGGAUGACAGCAUGGGAAUUUCUGGGCGUUACAGCAUCUUCGAGGCCGGAAAAGGCAAUCGAUGAUGCCGCCCAGAUCGAUCAGUUUCCUUCAUUCUUCGAAGGAGCGAGACUCAAUUUUGCGGAGAACGUGCUCAGACGGAGGCGGAAAGGCACUGCGAUCAUCGAAAUGAGGGAGGACAACCUGUUCAACCCAGACAGGUAUUCUUGGAUGGAUUUAGAAGACACAGUGGAGAAAUAUGCCGAUGCUCUAAAGUCCUCUGGGUUGCGAAAGGGAGAGGUUGUGGUGGUGGUGGGCAGCAACUGCGUGCGGUCACUUGCGCUACAACUCGCCACAGGUGCUCUUGGAGGCAUGUUCGCUUCGUUUGCGACAGAUAUUGGUGAGAAAGCCUUAAUCGACCGUCUCCAAAUAGUCGAACCCCGCUUCCUAUUUACUGAAUCGGUUUACUCGUACAAUGGGAAGAAAGUGGAUAUUAGAGGCAAGAUAUCCAGGGUCUAUGAUCAGCUCCAGCGAGGUUCAUGUCAGCUGGUAGUUAUCGGGCCUGCGUUGGAGUCGCAAUCAGGGGUGUCACUCAAAACCUUCCUUAUUCGAGCAACUAGAAUUAGGCUCGUAUUUGAGCAGCUGCCGUUCUCAACGCCAUUCAUCGUCAUGUUUUCUUCAGGGACUACUGGAGCUCCCAAGGCCAUCGUCCAUUCUCAUGGUGGCCUGGUGAUGAACGGGCUGAAAGAACAUAUUCUUCAUCAUGGCGUAGGUCCAGGAGAUGUCCACUUUCAUUACAGCGGAAUUGGGUGGACUCUGUGGAAUAUCUCCCUUGGGUCUCUUCUUGCUGGGUCGACGCUGGUGCUGUACGAUGGCAGCCCGUUCUUCCCUACCGCAGAUAAAUUCCUACAGGCGUUAUUCAAGAAUAAUAUCACAUCCUUCGGUGCUGGUCCGAGAUACUUUGCGGAACUUCGUAAGCUGGACUUGGAACCAAAAAUAUUUUCAACUCAUCUGCAUACGAUAGUGUCAACCGGCGCGUUGCUGCCUGUGCCACUCGCAACCUGGCUGACCCGGGCAUUUGGCCCAGUAUGUCAAAUUAACAUGUCUGGCGGCACGGAACUGUGCGGAUCUUUCGUUCAUGGCACGCGAUCUUUACCCUCGUAUCCGGGCGAGAGCUCUGUCAUCGCCUUAGGACUGGACGUCGUUGCAUUCUCGCCCGAUGGGCUCGAAUUGGAAGAAGGCCAAAGUGGAGAACUCGUCUGCCGGAGACCUUUUCCAAACAUGCCUGUCAUGCUCUUGAAAGAUCCUCAUCGCAAGCGAUAUGUCAGCUCUUAUUUUUCAGGUUUCCCGCAUGUGUGGACACAUGGGGACUUCAUGAAGAUCAACCCGGAAACGAAAGGCGUUUACAUCCUUGGAAGAUCCGAUGGAGUAUUAAAUCCCAGCGGCAUUCGUUUUGGUAGUUCCGAAAUCUACAAUAUACUCCUGAGCCCAAAGUUCACCCGGUCCGUCUCAGACGCCUGCGUCGUCGGGCAACAGAGGAACCAAGCGCCCUACUUUGACACGUCGGAGAGAGUUGUAUUGUUUGUUAAAUGCACGUCCAAUGCACUGCUGAGCUCUGAAUCUCCGCUUAAGCUACACCCGACACUUGAAAAACAAGUCCGUGAACAGAUUACUAAAGAUCUUAGUAGGCGGCACGUUCCCGCCUUUAUCUUCACGGCGCCGGAGAUCCCGUACAAUGUGAAUGGCAAGAAGCAGGAGAUCCAAGUACGAGCUGUAUUGUGUGGUGGCGAACAGGCUAUGGCGAAGUUGCAGGUCACGGAAGAAGAGAGGAGAGUUCUGAAGUGGUUCUUACCAUUUUACGCCAUGGAACGAAUUAUUGCAGGCAGUGAUGUCGUUUCUUCUAAGCUAUGA
Exophiala aquamarina CBS 119918 is the source of this 1902-nucleotide messenger RNA. RefSeq lists its product as uncharacterized. NCBI's taxonomy places the organism in Eukaryota, Fungi, Ascomycota, Eurotiomycetes, Chaetothyriales, Herpotrichiellaceae. Gene Ontology annotation, molecular function: acetoacetate-CoA ligase activity. The transcript is spliced from 10 exons. The coding region runs from base 1 to 1902 and encodes 633 amino acids. The record is from RefSeq and is a predicted model, not a curated record. Gene Ontology annotation, cellular component: cytosol.